AUGGAUUCAAGAGAUUGGGCAGGGCUUCCGGAUUUGGUACUCGACUUGAUUUUCCGAAAGUUGCCUUCCAUCUCUGAUUGCUUACGCUUUCGCGCUCUGUGCAAGUCAUGGUUUUCCUUCGUAUCCAAUAAUUACUACGCCUUGGAAAAACGCUUGAAUUCAAGUUCUGUUGAGGAACUUCCUCUGUUAAUGAUCUGUACAAGUCGAGAAAAAGAAUUCGAUAAUACAAGCUUAUACAGUAGUGCUAGCAAAAGUAAAAUAGUCUUUGACUUCACACUACCCUUUCCCAACACUUGGAGAUGUUGUGGAUCUUCACAUGGUUGGCUUGCUUUUCAACAUGAGUCUGAUUUGCUCAUCCAACUUUUCAAUCCUUUCUCUCGAGAGACAAUCAAUCUUCCUCACCUUAAAUAUUUUGCCGGUAAAAUUAUUAUAACCAAGAAUCCAUCAACAAAUCCAAAUAAUUUUGAGGUUGCGGCAAUGAUCAAGGGUUGGAGUAGACUUAAUGGCUUGGCUAUCCUAAAACCUGGUUCCAAAUUUUCAGGAUGUAAAGGCGAUUCUGUACACACUAUGGAGAAUGAGUUGUCAGCAAAUCAUGAAUACAUGAUGAACAUCGUUCACCUUCAAUAUGGCGGCCUCCACACCCAUUUUUCUUUAAAGCCGUCUCAAUGA
Lycium ferocissimum is the source of this 669-nucleotide messenger RNA. RefSeq lists its product as uncharacterized. The transcript has 2 exons. NCBI's taxonomy places the organism in Eukaryota, Viridiplantae, Streptophyta, Magnoliopsida, Solanales, Solanaceae. The record is from RefSeq and is a predicted model, not a curated record. The coding region runs from base 1 to 669 and encodes 222 amino acids. Gene Ontology annotation, molecular function: protein binding.